Portunus trituberculatus (swimming crab) is the source of this 5204-nucleotide messenger RNA. RefSeq names its product endoplasmic reticulum aminopeptidase 1-like. Gene Ontology annotation, cellular component: cytoplasm. The record is from RefSeq and is a predicted model, not a curated record. Gene Ontology annotation, biological process: peptide catabolic process; proteolysis. The transcript is spliced from 20 exons. The coding region runs from base 401 to 3325 and encodes 974 amino acids. Gene Ontology annotation, molecular function: metalloaminopeptidase activity; peptide binding; zinc ion binding. Lineage: Eukaryota; Metazoa; Arthropoda; Malacostraca; Decapoda; Portunidae.
UACCGUGCAGAGUUCCCGCGAGGGACAAAAGAUGGCACAAGUGUAGUCGUCAUCGUCUGCUAGUGUGACGGUCACGCCAGCAUGUGUCCUUCGCAGUGCUUCCUGCUCCGGUAGUGCACCACAUCAAUAGUUGGGCAGUGUCAAGAUUAGCGUGCAGGUGCGGCUAGGAGGGCCCGGGCCAGGUGCUUCGUUUUCUCGGGACCCAACAAUGAGCGACCAUGACGUCGACGACAUUGCCUUCCUUACAGGCUGCUGUUUCCUGUAUGAAUAUGCAGCCUCCGUCAAGGGCUGGAGAACCAGACGCAGGUGUUACUGUACACCUGUUGUCUGAUGGGCUGCUACAGUGACUGCUGUAGUCUCCUGAUAUUGAAGUAAGGGGUCACCCAAUGAGAGCGGCUUCAUGGUCAACAAACGGGCCAUGUAUGAGCCGGGGGCUGUCAUGGUGUGCUCCCAGAAGCGAGCAUGCUGUGUUGUCUCGAUGGGUUUUGCCGCCAUCAUUGCUGUUGCGCUCAUUGUGGCAUUCACCAAGCCAGGUUGCCCUGAGGCCACCUACAUAGGGGAGCCAGUCCCCGGCUUCAGCAGCCGUCCCACCCACUCCCCACCUACCACACCUCCAACAGCUACCAAUGGAGAGGAGUUCCCCUGGACUGAUGUGCGACUCCCAUUCCAUGUGCGGCCAUUGUACUACAACAUCUCCUUGCACCCCAACCUGACCACCAGGCAUGUGGAAGGACAUGUGACAAUUAAGCUCACAGCUAUUGAGGAGACAACUGCCAUCAUCAUCCAUGGCCAUGACCUCAAUAUCACUGACUACUCCCUUAACAAAAAGUAUGGGAAGCCAAUAGAAAUCCUCAAAUUUCUCGUGUAUCCACCUCACCAGCAGUUGUACUUGGGUCUCAACGAGAUCCUGAGGCGAGGGAGUAACUACACUCUGAGACUGAAAUACAAGACUACCUUGAAGGAAGGACUGGAGGGUUUCUACCUCUCCUCAUACAUUAAUGCUGAUGGAGAAAGAAGGUACCUUGCAACAACCCACUUUGAACCAACAUCAGCACGAGCAGCCUUCCCUUGUUUUGAUGAGCCUCACAUGAAGGCACAGUUCUUCCUGAGCCUGGUCAGGGAACCACAGCACAUUGCCCUCUUUAAUAUGCCUCUGCAGGAUUCUGUGCCUUUACAGGACACAGGCCUGGUGAUGGACAGUUUUGAGGAGAGCAAGAUUAUGAGUACCUACCUAGUGGCCUUUGUGGUGUGUGACUACAAGUCGGUGAGCAACAUGACACGCCACAACAUCUCCUUAUCAGUCUAUGCACCUCCUACCAUGAUAGAUCAGGCAGGCUAUGCCCUACAAGUGGCCUCCCACAUCUUUGAUUUCUACCAGGACUUCUUUGGCAUCAAGUACCCACUCCCUAAGCAAGAUCUGAUAGCCAUCCCAGAUUUUGGGGCAGGAGCCAUGGAGAAUUGGGGUCUCAUCACUUAUCGGGAGACAGCACUUAUGUUUGAUGCCAACCACACAUCCUCUUGGGCACAGCAGGGAGUGGCAGUGGUCAUUGCCCAUGAACUGGCUCAUCAGUGGUUCGGCAACCUAGUCACCAUGUCCUGGUGGAGUGAUUUGUGGCUGAAUGAAGGUUUUGCAAGUUUCAUGGAGAACAUUGGCACCAAGGCAGCUCAACCUGGUUGGGCCAUGGAGGAGCAGUUUCUGGUUGAUAAGAUGCAGCCUGCCUUGGCCCUGGAUGCCUUGCUAGCCUCUCAUCCCAUCUCCACUCCUGUCAAGGAUCCUGCACAGAUUGAGUCCAUCUUUGAUACAAUCUCCUACAAAAAGGGUGCCUCCAUCAUCAGCAUGCUGGAGUCCUUUAUUGGGCACAAGAUGCUUGCUGAAGGCUUGCAGCUAUAUCUCAGGGAGAAUGAAUUUGGAAAUGCAGCUACUGAUGAUCUCUGGGCAGCUCUGACCAAGGUUACAAAGAAACACAACAAUGAACUAGACAUAAAGGGCAUCAUGGACACUUGGACACUGCAGGCUGGUUUCCCCUUAGUCUCAGUCACUCUUCAAGAUGGUCAUAUCUUGGCUACCCAGGCACGCUUUGUGGUUUGUGAGGAGAAUGUCACAGAUCCUAAUGAGCCUCUGAAUACCACCAUUGGCUACAGGUGGCAUGUACCGCUCACCUACAUAACCAGUGAGCAACCGCAUGAGCAAGCCAUGCACUGGAUGAACCUCUCUGAUGUGGAGUUUGAGGUUGGGAAGGAUGUCAAGUGGGUCAAGUUCAAUGUUGGGCAGCGAGGGUUCUUUAGGGUGAGCUACGAUGCAGCGGGCUGGGCGGGACUCAUUAGUCUCCUGCGCAACAACCACACGGCCCUCUCCUCUGCUGACCGUGCUAACCUGGUGGAUGACAUCUUCACUCUUGUCAAUCCAUUCUGCACAGCCACUCAAAGCUGGGCUGGAACCAUCAAUGGCUCCCUAGCCCUUGAAUUGAGCCUCUACCUGAAGAAUGAGACACGUUACAUCCCUUGGCACACUGCCCUGGAGCACCUUUUCCAGUGGGUGCGGCUCCUCUUCAACUAUCCAGCGCACACCCAGAUGUUACAGUACAUUCACACUCUCAUCAUCCCUCACUACAAGAGAAUAGGUUGGAAUAACACUGGCACACAUCUUGAAAGGCUGCUGCGGUCCAAGAUCCUGUCGGCAGCUGUCUAUUGUGGUGACACUCACGCCAUCCAGGAAGCAAAGCGCAUGUUUCAUGAUUGGCGCAUCAAUGGCACUUUCAUUCAUCCAAACCUACGGGCAGUAGUAUACAGGACAGGAGUGAGAUAUGGCACAGAGGAGGACUGGCGACACUGCUGGAAAGUGUACAACACCUCCACCAUCCCAAGUGAAAAGAAGCUGAUGCUGAAGGCCAUGGCUCAGACCCAGAACCCUUGGCUCAUGCAGCAGUUCCUUGAAUAUACACUGGAUUCUACCAAAAUCCGGCAACAGGAUGUGCUAACAGUGCUGCAGGAGGUGAGUAAGAACCCUAGUGGUCGGUUCCCAGCUUGGCGCAUGGUGAGGCAGCACUGGGCACAGAUCUCGCGGCAGUUUGGCCAAGGUUCCUUCACCAUCGGUUCCAUCAUCAAGGCUGUCACUUCCACCUUCACUUCAGCUUUUGAUCUUGGGGAGGUGGAGAGCUUCUUUAAGGAUGUGAGUGUAGGAUCAGGGGAGCGAGCACUAGCCCAGGCGCUGGAGACCAUCCGCCUCCACAUUCAGUGGCACGAACACAACCUGGAUGAUGUCUCGCACUGGCUCAACCAGCGUGUCACCCCAGCCAAGACACAGGUUGAGGUUGAUCCACAAUAAUUUCCUAACUCUUGUUUUCUGUAUCUCAUUCAUUAACUAGCCAUCUAGAAUACUGGUCACUCUUGCCCAUAAGGGUUGUGUUGCCCUUCAGUUCAGGUUGGUGACUGGUGUGGAAAGUGAUAGGUCUCAAGGAAUAAGUAAUCCAAGUGAAAGAAAAGUAACAUAUCCAUUAAUUUCAAUUGUGUUUCCUGGAAUGUCAGGAGUGCUCUGUGUCUUAUGGUUGGCAGCAGUCAAGGAGGGUCAUGUUAUACAAAUGAUAAUUACUAGUGUAUUCAAGAAUUUUCAGGUACUAAUUUAAAUUUUUUAUACGCAUUUUACAUUACAGAACCCUAUCCAUUGCUAGUUUUAUGAAAAAGGAUGACAAACAAGGUAGAUAUGCUUUGAAACUAAUCACUAAACUACUGUAGAUGUAUAACUUGUAGAAGAGAGGAACACUAACGAGUACUGAAUGAGAUGUGAUGGGUGUGGAGUUAAGACUUCAUUUGAUAUUCACUUUCUUGGCUUUAAUGUGAUCUUCUCUCAGUGCAGCACUUUGAUAUGAUUCAAGGAAUGUGGCGAUUUAUAGGGAUCCUAGAGGAAUGAGAUCAGUGAAGUGGGUGUUUGCCUAUGUAUCCUUUCACCAGAUUGGGAGUUUGGUAAUCCUCAGGGACAUCACAAGUCUCCCUCCAGUUAUAAUAUGUGUUCUGGCUUGAUGACUACUAUUUAUUUUGUAUACUACUUGAUGUUUAGCCAUAGCAGUGCCUCCUUGUUGCUUGAAAUACUCUUAACUUGGGUGGCAGAAUAGGCUAUGGUCAAGUAGGGUUGAGGAUCGUUAGAUUAUCCAUGGUGGUUGAGCAUCUUGGUGGUUUGUGUUAAGCAGUGAGAAACUGUGACUAAUACCCUAUGUUAUCAGGCACAGCAACCUCCACUCUGAUCCAUCCCAUCAGGAACACCCUCCUGAAGCUGAUUCAUUUUAACCACAUCAACACUGCAUAUCUCUCAGAACAGGAUGAAAUUAUUCCUAACAAUCACAUUUUAUAGUGGGAUGCUACUUAUCACUUGACUAUGUAUGUACUUAGCUUCUGCCAACAAGAUGGACAGGAGAGCCAUUGUAUCUGCUGUGCAGCCUUGUUUCAGUAUUGCCUGUAUAGUCAUGGUUGGAAAUUGAUUAACAUAUUGCACUCCAUCUAUGGUGUGAGUUUUUCUUGAGUCAUAAGUCCUCUCAUGAUGAUCAGAAGAUUUAAGAUUGAGGGAAAAUGGAAAAGAUAGUGGAAGGGAGUAUGCAGCAGGUUACUUCAUUUCCAACCAUGGUUUUUCACCUGAACUAUAGCUGUUUUUCAGGUAGGCAUUUCAUGUUGAGGCAGAAAUUGUGAUGGGCCCUCUUUCUUUAUACCAAAAAGAGGGUUCCAGAAAUAUUAAUAUUGUUACAGGGUUGUGGAUUAUUAUUACCUGUUUCCAUGCUGCAGAAGUUACUGAGCCUUGUGGCUGCUAUAUGGGGCACACUGCCACACUCUGUUCAUAUAUAACCUAUCAAUUUUAGUCUAUAAAAUAUAGAUUAUUGAGAAAUUUUAAUCUGUUUUUUAGGAAAUUAUGCAAAUAAAGAUAUAAAUCAAAUUUUAUCACACACUUCAUUCUAGCUAGGAAUUGGUUUAAUUUAUUUGUUACAUAUUUCAAAAGUUUAUAAAAGACAUGAAGAAGCUUUAGGUGUCAAGGACAGUUUGUCUGGCGGGACACUCUCCAUCUUCCAUGACAUGAAGUCAGAGGCAGAAGUAGAGUAGUGUAUUGGUGUUCAGAUAUUGGACAUUAGUCAAAUUUUGACUCUUAAAUGUAUAAUAUCAGAAACUGUCCUGUACUUUAUUCAUGUCCAUAUAGCACAAAGUAAGCACAAAGUAUUACAAAA